UUUGACCCUCAGGGCGUUCCGUAGUCCCAGACAGAAGACAGUUGUUAGCCUCCAGUGCUACCACAGUGACAGCUAUCAGCCGCUUUAGUCUGCAGACAGUCGGACAAAUUAGUAGAAUAAAGACAGUAAUUCAUAUUUAUUUUGUAGCUGUGCUGUAGCUGCGUUUAAUGUAGCACACUGAAGGUCAUCUCGUGUAAUUAGCUUCACUUAGCAGGCUAGUGUUCGGUAGCUAGUUAGCCAGUUAGCUAACGUCGACGUCACAAGAAGAGAAUCGGAAACGAGACGCGCUGGUCGGUUGAUAAACGGAGCUGCUGUCUGUGUCUGUGUCCGUGUCCGUGUCUGUCUGUGAUAUAAACCAUCAGCAGUGACACAAUGAAUGUCGCUAAAAGUGGUUAUCGCGUCUUUUCCGCUAACUCCUCCGUAGCAUGCACAGAGCUGGCCAAGAAGAUAACAGAGCGGCUGGGAGUUGAACUGGGGAAGUCUGUGGUCUUUCAGGAGUCUAACAGAGAAACUAGAGUGGAUGUGAAAGAAUCAGUUCGUGGACAAACUAUCUUCAUCAUCCAAACUAUACCGCGAGAUGUCAACACGGCCAUCAUGGAGCUGCUGGUUAUGGCCUACGCCCUCAAGACGUCUUGCGCAAAGAACAUCAUCGGAGUCAUCCCUUACUUUCCCUACAGCAAACAGUGCAAGAUGAGAAAGAGGGGCUCGAUUGUGAGCAAGUUGUUAGCUUCGAUGUUAGCGAAAGCAGGAAUAACACACAUCAUCACCAUGGACUUGCAUCAGAAGGAGAUCCAGGGCUUCUUCAGCUUCCCAGUGGACAACUUGCGUGCCUCCCCUUUCUUGAUUCAGUACAUCCAGGAAGAGAUUCCUGAUUACAGAAAUGCCAUCAUUGUGGCAAAGUCCCCAUCAGCAGCUAAGAGGGCUCAGUCCUAUGCAGAACGCCUGCGUUUGGGACUGGCUGUGAUUCACGGCGAGGCUCAGUGUUCAGAGUCCGACAUGGCUGACGGAAGGCACUCCCCACCGUCUGUACGCAACACCACAGGACACACAGGACUGGAGCUUCCUUCAGGCAAACAACAAGCUCCGUUCCCUGGCAUAGAGCUCCCAAUGAUGAUGGCCAAGGAGAAACCUCCCAUAACUGUAGUCGGAGACGUGGGAGGCAGAAUUGCCAUCAUUGUGGAUGACAUUAUAGAUGAUGUCGGAGACUUUGUUGCAGCUGCUGAGAUCCUGAAAGAGAGAGGAGCCUAUAAGAUUUAUAUCAUGGCCACACACGGCUUACUGUCUGCUGAUGCUCCACGCCUCAUUGAGGAAUCCGCCAUCGAUGAGGUGGUGGUGACCAACACAGUCCCCCAUGAAGUGCAGAAGCUCCAGUGUCCCAAAAUCAAGACUGUGGAUGUCAGCAUGAUCUUGGCCGAGGCCAUUCGCCGCAUCCACAACGGAGAGUCCAUGGCCUACUUGUUCCGCAACAUCACCACGGACGACUAAAGAGUGUCAGAGAGGGUGAGGUGGGUGUGAUAGCGACUUGAAGGCAGGUGCACUUCUUCCCAGUGCUUUAAAAAAAGACAUGCUAAUGCCAUGUUCCAUGUGUUGUUUAUGUCAGGAUUACAUGUGUCAUAAUUCAAUUGAAAGAAGUUUAGAUGAUAAGAAUUACCCAACGUUAUUUAACUUUUUAUCAAAAGGUGUAAAAAAUAUUGCUUUUGUUAAGUUGAGAAAUGUUGUUGAGAAAAGAUAGCAAACAAGUGACUUUCACCUCAUUCAGUCAUAUUUUCAAGCCACUCCUCGUCUUGCUGCUGUUUCCAACUUGAAAAAAAAAGAUGCUUUGUAUUUAAAAAAAAGUUAUUUUGUCAUACACUGUGGUACCUCAUAUCUAACGACUGACUGAGUUUCAACUGCAAAAAGAGAAGAGAAAAACGUCUCCAGUAACAGUACUUUAUGCUUUACCAACCAUUUUCCAGUCGCUCUUGCUGGCCCUCAUAAUCAGGGCUGCUCAGCACUUAAUGGGGUGUGUUGUUUCCAACCACAUAGAUAACAACACAAGCUCCUGCUUAUUGGUGCCCAAACGAUAUUUUUAUGCAGCUUUAUUUGCACCAUUACGGGAAUGUUUGCUAAAAUGUCCUAUGUGAUACACGACGUUUCUGUAGAAUGAAUGGAUCUUCAUUUUUAUAUAGUAUAUAUUAGAGGCUCAGUUCAACUAAAUUAUAACAAAAUACAUUUUCCUACUUACUCUUAGUUGUAUGUAAGAGGAUAGUGCUGCUGUUUUGAGAAAUCUGCUUCUGUGGUUCCUGCUGUUACCCUGGUAGAAUGGAGGUUAAUGUAAUUAAAUUUAUGGUGCUCAAAGUAUCAAUAUACUAUGAAAAAGUGAAAUGUUAGGCUCAAAGAAUUGAAAAUUGAUAUUUAAAAAACUGUACAAUGUUCACAACAAGGUCUGCAGAUUCUUCUGAGUAACUUAACUUUCAUUAUUUCUGGAAAGGCGAGUAUUUAAAAGAUUUGAAUUCCAUUCACUUCCAUUGUAUUACACCUGUAGUGCAUGGUUAACGUAUAUUGUAGUAAUUGGGAUUUUUUUUUGUCAUUAUUACUAUUAUUAUUUUGUUGUUAUUUGGAUGGACUGACCCUUUAAUAUGCUCUAUCUCUCUAGCAGUAGACUGAACAUACCUACUCUAAUAUGAUGCUUAUUUUGAAUGGUGAUGAAGGAAAGAUGUAAACUGACAUCACAUUGCAAAUAAAAAAGACCGCCAUUGUUGUAGCCAAUUAACUACGAACCAUGGAUAUUAAACAUUACUGCCGACUGUUUUUCAAAGCAGAGUAAAGAUUUACUUCAUGUGUUUUGUUUUCUAAGCAGUCAGUGGUUUUCCUUAGUUUUAGUUUUCUAUGAAAAUCAACUUCAACAGUGAAUCUCCUGCUGGGUUUUACAGUAUUGUUAUCUGGUGAUGUGACUGAAAGGCUGCUUGUGUGCUACUGUUGGAGUUAGCAAUCCACACUCUAUAAUCUUCUUAAAUGCAAGCAGCAGCCAACUUCUCAAUCUGCUCUUGUUAAUUUUUUGCCCCUCUGAUUUAGAGUUUUUGGUCAGUAUGAGUAACUUGAGUGUUACACCAACGCUUGAAUGUACCAGAUAAGUGGUCUUUGAACUGAUCCAUGCUUUAGGUGCAUCACUUUACAAUAACAACUUUGACAAAAUUCAAUAUGGUGGGCUACUUGAGUUGUUUUUUGUACUGUAGUAAAGUGAAAGGAAAUCAGUUUGGCUGCUUGGAAUAGGGAUGCACCGAUGCCACCUUUUUCAGACCAAGUACAAGUUCUUACAUUUGGGUACUUGCCGAUAUAGACUACUCAUAUGAGUACUUAAUAAUACCAUUAUAGUUCUCAGAAUGACUUUGAAAACAUGUUUUAUUUUCCUCAGAUGUUCCUCACUUUCUGACUGUAACAAAUUAAAUAUGCAACAUGACAAUACAACUAUAUACAACUGACAUUUUAACAUUCAACUUUGUGUUUUCCCUAUACGAACAGACCAUAGUUUGCAGUAGGGAUGUUAAUGAUUAACCAUUUAAAUAUUAAAAAUUAAAAAAAAAACCUGAGCAAAACUCAGAGGAGUGGCUUGUCAUUUAAAGGAGAAUAACUGGUCCACCUUAAAGGUCAGCCCACCUUAAGUGUGCCUGAGCCGGAGUUGUUGGUAGUUUCGGGGCUAACAUUACAGCAGGCUUGCAAUACUGGCGGAAACCCUGACUGAUUCUGUUUCAACUUUUGCGCUACAUCUCUUUUUUGGCACCCCCUGCAACCCCCAACGCUGCAGCCCAAACGCACCACCCACAUUCACAAUGAAUGGGAGGAUUGGCGUUUUCGCCGCACCAUCGGAUCUGGUGUGAAUGCAGACUUAGGCGCUUCAACCCCUGCAUGCAAGUCACUAAUCUUGACGGUUAACAUCACGUUGCCGUAAAGUGGUAUCAGGUGCAGUUGUAUUGGAGUAGUUUUACGAGUACUAUCGGACCUAAUUCUAGUAUCGGUGCAUCCCUAGCUUAGAAGAUAGGACAUGGGCACUAAAAAAAAGAGAAAUUGCCAGCAGUAAUGUAAAAUAUGUGCAUUCUUAGUAAAUUGGCAAAAACACCAGUAUGGUCUUGAUGUUUGUUUAUAAAUUACGGUGGUAUUUCCCCGUAAAAACUUGUGAUUUGAACACACGCACCUUUUUGUGCUCUCUGAGUAAAUUUCAAAGUGAUGCUUAAGAGAAAAUGAGUGUAUUUCUAUACCGAUUGAGCCUUUUGCUCAGGUGAAAUAUACUUAAUAAGCCAAUGCACAAUUGUUUGUUUCUAUGUUUUUGAUGGUUUGUUCCGAUUUCACGUCUUGAAGAAAGUAUUGUCUUCCAUACAACGCUACUGUACACCUUUGCUUUUUACCAUUUUUGUUUGUUAUAGAGAAUGGAUUUCUCCAUAUGUGCUCAUGGAUGGCUAUUUGAGAGCUAGAUGCUCACGCUGGUGUUGUGUUGGCACAGAGUUGGAGGUUGUCGGUAUCAAAUGCUGUUGCUCCUAAUGUCUCCUCUGUAUUCACUGUUCUCCUGACUUGUCUGUGAUGUUGAGGACGUAUGAUUUAGACCAUAGAUAUAAAACAGCUUUAUAAAACUGUUAUAUCCAUGAUUUAGACACUAACACCCUCCUGUACGACGUCUGUCAAUGUGUAUGAAAAUAAAACCGUUGCCUCUU
This is a messenger RNA of Sebastes umbrosus (honeycomb rockfish), 4685 nucleotides long. RefSeq names its product phosphoribosyl pyrophosphate synthase-associated protein 1. Gene Ontology annotation, molecular function: magnesium ion binding; ribose phosphate diphosphokinase activity. NCBI's taxonomy places the organism in Eukaryota, Metazoa, Chordata, Actinopteri, Perciformes, Sebastidae. Gene Ontology annotation, cellular component: ribose phosphate diphosphokinase complex; cytoplasm. Gene Ontology annotation, biological process: 5-phosphoribose 1-diphosphate biosynthetic process; purine nucleotide biosynthetic process. The transcript has 11 exons. The record is from RefSeq and is a predicted model, not a curated record. The coding region runs from base 373 to 1485 and encodes 370 amino acids.